GGGCGGGAAGAGCGAAUAUAGCGGAGUGUGGGAGCUGCUGUGAGUAAAUAGGAAGCACAUUUUUUUUAAUUCACCUUAGUUUUUUUGAUUGUUUGCGCGUUUAAUGGUUCCCGCGGGUUUGCGACGUGAAACGGAUUGGUUUUAAGUGGACCGUCACUGAAAAACUCAAAGGAUUAUUAGACAGGUUGUGUUGGGGCAGAUGGAGAAGCCUCCUACAGAUUCUGGCGGCGGAGGAGAUGCGACGGCGGCAGCGGAGGGCCCCGCGGUGCAGGUGGCAGAUGUCUACUGGCCCACAGGGGCUCUCCCGCUUCGGCUUCUGGAGUGGAAGGUCAAGCCUGGGUCUCUCAUUAACGUGGACUCCGUGCUCGCGUUAUGCGCUCCCAUUCCCCACGAGAAGGGGACGGAAGCUGCCAGGCUGCCGGAGAAGAAGGUAAAAUCGGACCGCGCUGGAGUUGUAAAAGAGCUAUGCUGUCAACUUGGACAAGUCAUACCUCCCGGGGGUGUCAUCGUCAGAAUCGAAGAAUGCAGUCACCCGAUAGUGAUGAAGGGUUUGUGUGCCCAAUGUGGCCAGGACCUGACUAAGGAGCUGCAGAGCUCGAAUGGGAAACAGCAAGCUCCCAUCUCCACAGCAACAGUCUCCAUGGUGCACAGUGUUCCAGAGCUGAUGGUCAGCUCAGAGCAAGCAGAACAGCUGGGCCGGGAAGACCAGCACAGACUGCAACGGGACAAAAAGCUGGUCCUGAUGGUGGAUCUGGACCAGACCCUGAUCCACACCACUGAACAGCACUGCCAGCGUAUGUCCAAUAAGGGCAUUUUCCACUUCCAGCUGGGACGAGGAGAGCCCAUGCUCCACACACGUCUACGUCCACACUGCAAAGAGUUCCUGGAGAAAAUAGCUAAACUCUAUGAGUUGCAUGUCUUCACAUUUGGGAGCCGCCUUUAUGCACACACCAUAGCUGGCUUUCUUGACCCUGAAAAGAAGCUUUUCUCACAUCGGAUCCUUUCUAGAGAUGAAUGCAUCGAUCCCUUCUCCAAGACGGGGAACCUUAGGAAUCUUUUCCCGUGUGGGGAUUCGAUGGUCUGCAUAAUCGAUGACCGAGAAGACGUGUGGAAGUUUGCACCGAACCUCAUCACUGUGAAGAAAUACAUCUACUUCCAAGGAACGGGAGACAUCAACGCUCCCCCUGGAUCCCGGGAAGCUCAGGCGACCAAGAAAGGUAAGAAAGGACCCUCGUCUCGGCCGGCAGAGAGCACAGAGUCAGCUGGGACACUUAGUGCAGAAGAGCACAACAAUGGUCUCAGGAAAAGGAAGGACCAUAACAUUUCUCAAAAGGACGAGCCCUCAAUACCUCAGUCUUCUCAGGUAGUUCCAGCAAACGAUAGGACACAUCCCAGUGAGGGUGUGGAGGACGAAUCGGGACGGAGCAAAGACUUGGUCACUGCAGCUCUCCCUGGGGCUGGCUCGAGGGAAGCUCCGGAGGGUGACAGAACAAAUGUUAAAGAAGAUGGUAGCAACAGGUUACAAGAGGCGCAGGAUGGUACGAACUCUUCGGCACCGAGCCAUGAAUCCAACAACUUGGACUUUGACCUUUCCAGUGACAGUGACAAUGACUCCAUUACAGAAAAGCCUGCUUCAUUAGAGAGUGACAGUGAAGGCAAAUCUUGCCAAGCAAAGAAGUCUGGACAAGAAGGUGUUGAACAAGAGCCCAUCGAUGGAGUAGAGUCUCAGAUGAGGGGCGUUAAAGAGAACAGUUCUGAUGUAGCAGAACCCUCGGGGGUUCUUCCCCCAGACCCAGAGCUGGAAAAUGGCUGCUCAGAUAGGAUAGAGCCAGAAACGGAGUCCCAGAAUAGUGAACAAUCUGGCAUCACCACAGGUGAGGAGCUACUGGACCAGAGUAUGGAGGAUGAGAUGGAGGAGGAAGAAGAGGAAGUUGAUACAGAUCAGGAUGAUCACCUGAUCUACCUAGAGGAAGUGCUGGAAAGGAUUCAUGCUGAGUACUACGCUCGCUACGCGGGGUACCUGAGGAAGGAGUCCUCUGAAGUGCCAGACAUUCGCAAGAUUGUCCCGGAGCUGAAAGGCAAAGCUCUGGAGGGCACAACCAUAGUGUUCAGUGGUUUGUACCCCACCAACUACCCCAUGGAGAGGACCCGUGAGUUCUACCAUGCCAAGGCACUGGGGGCCAAGAUCAGCAAGAAUUUGGUUCUGGCCUCCCAAGAUUCCAGUCGGACGACACAUCUGGUUGCUGCAAGAGCUGGCACCGAGAAGGUUCGCCAGGCACAGGGCUGCAAGCACCUUCACGUUGUCACCCCUGACUGGCUAUGGAGCUGUCUGGAGCGCUGGGAGAGGGUGCAGGAGCAGCUUUACCCACUAAAGGAGGAUUACUCCAAGAUGCAAAGGAGCAACAGUCCAGCAGGUUUCCCUGAAAAUAGGGGCUCCCUUCAGAAGCCUGUUUUCCAGCAAGCUCCCAUCCUCCGCAGACCGCCACCUCUGGAACCAGAGAUCCGGACCUACGACCCCGUCACGGGGAAGCUAAUCCGCAAGGGCCCACAUGUGUCUCGGCCGCCACCCUACCUCCAGGUGCCGGGGUCUUUGUUGCUGCAUGAUCACGGAGAACAGUCUUGUCUCAGGGGAACGUCAAAGAGUCCGCAGGACGGCGCGACACACUCGUCUAGCCAAGAUGACGAGCAGCCGGGGCCAUCUCAUCGUAAACGACAGCCGAGCAUGUCAGAGACGAUGCCUCUGUACACUCUUUGCAAGGAGGAUCUAGAGAGCAUGGAUAAAGAGGUGGACGACAUCUUAGGUGAGGAGAGCGACAACGAGAGUGAUGGGCAAGGGAAGGAGAAGCCAGUUAAUGAGGAGGUGGAGGAUGAAGAGGAGGAGCAGCCAGAGCAGCAGCAGCAGGAGGAGCAACAACAACAACAAGAGCAGCAGCAGCAGCAGCCAGGAGCUGGACAGAUAGGAGAUGUGCUAGUUCCUCAAGCGCAAAGCCUGGAAGAGAAUCUUCAGACUCCAUCCAGCCAGGCCAGUGCUGGUGUUCUAAGGGGCCAGAAACGUAAGAUUGAAGAAGCUGAGGAGGAGGAGGAGGAGGAGGAUGAUGAGGAGGAGGAGGAGAAGGAGAAGAAUAAACAAUUUGCUGACGAGUCGUCCAAAGACUCCAUCGAGGAGGAGGAAGGCAGCAGCUCAGAGGCAGAUGAGAUGGCUGCAGCACUGGAAGCAGAGCUCAAUGACUUCAUGUGACGCCACUGAGUCACAGAAAUCACCAAAAUACAAAGAAAAUCCUAGUCCUGGUACCCAAAAUUUAUUUUUCUGCGUUGGAGUUGGUGUGUGAGUGUGUGCGUGUGUGUGCUUUAAUGCAAAAUAAUGAAUGUCCUGUACAUAAACAUGUUGUUGCUGUGUAAAUAAACGCUUAGUUUCUUUUUUUGUAGCAUUGAUAUAUAAUUGUCUUUUUGGCAUUUUAUUGUAACAUAAGCUGUAGACGGAGACGGACAAUUUUUUUGGAUUGUUUUAACUGUUUUCUAUUUCAAGUUUUUAUAACGAAGAGUAAAAAAAAAAAAAAGAUAAAUGAAAUGAUAAAGCGUCAUUUUGCUGGUCGUCACAUGCCAAAGAGUUUGGAUGGAGUAGGUUUGCCGCGGCGUGCAGCUCGAUGUUUUUUACACUUUGAUUUUUCUUUUUGGCCUCCUCAACUGUUUUGGGAUUUUUUUGGGUUCUUUUUAGGGUCGUAAAUGCAACCAGCAGAUCCUGACAUUUGAAUGUGUACAUUUGACUAAAGACGAUUUUUCUAAUCACCAGAUCCGCAGACACACAUUCCUACUCGUCUCCUGCCUUUUGUCAAAUCUGUUUUCCACAACUCAGAGGUUUCUCACUUACCUUCAGUGUUAAGUAACUAUGCAUAUUUUUCUUUUUCUCAGUUUAAAACUAAAUUAUGAAAAAGUGCUUUAACUGUUUAACACUGGACAGCAGGAGCGACACUCGCUGGUGUUUUUCCCUGAACACAACUCCAGACGUGCAAACGCACUGGUUUUAACACUGUUUGCUGUUUUUAUAUACAUUUUUACAACGGAAAACAAAACAAAAAUCUCCAAAGUAACAGGAACAAUGAUUAUGGACAUUUUUUUGGAACGUUACUCCAAAGAAAUAUCUUUUAAAGUCAAGAAUCAGACAAGAAAACCUCUCAACCUUUUUCAUGUUUUCACUUCACAACUCUGUUUAAAUAAUAAGUGACUGGUAAGCAGCACUCGCUGGUGGGGGUUUUUUUUUGACGUGGUGAAGUGACAGCACUUUGUGGGAUUUCUGGGGGAAAGAUCAGCAGCUUCCGUGAGAAAUGAGAAACCUGAACGGCACAUUUUACCGAGGUUCCUUCCACUUCAUGUUUAACGUUUGGCGUCUUGUGUGGAUUCAAACGCACUGAGUCUGGGUUUUUUGUUUUGUUUUUAUCAAUAAAUAAAUCCUUGUUAUUGCAGAUGUUUGGUCCGGAUCAGACAAAAGUUUCGACCUCGACGUCUUCGUCCUUUUCUCACCUCGCUCAUUGUUAGUGUUCACUGUGGCUCUAAUGUGUUUGUACAUUUUCCUACUUGACCCCAAAAGAAAAUAGAUACUUUGAUUAAAUAAAGAUGUUUCUAAGUAA
Molecule: messenger RNA, 4625 nt
Organism: Solea senegalensis (Senegalese sole)
Lineage: Eukaryota; Metazoa; Chordata; Actinopteri; Pleuronectiformes; Soleidae
Gene: ctdp1
Product: CTD (carboxy-terminal domain, RNA polymerase II, polypeptide A) phosphatase, subunit 1
Exons: 13
Coding region: 200-3238 (1012 amino acids)
Cellular component (GO): nucleus
Molecular function (GO): RNA polymerase II CTD heptapeptide repeat phosphatase activity
Source: RefSeq, a predicted model, not a curated record